AUGGAGAUCAAGCCGGGAGCCGCGGCACUUAUUCGACGUUUGCAGUCUAUGCGGAUACCCCUCGGUCUGUGUACCAGCCGCAGAGGUGAUGGAUUGGAGUCUUUGCUUCAAGAGCGGCCUGACCUCGUCGAUCUACUUGAACCGCUGAAGGUGCGUGUGGUUGGUUCACUUGACCCUCGCACUGGCGAGAAGCUGCCGAGCAAGCCAGACCCUCAGGUAUACAAGGCAUGCGUCGAAAUCUUGGAUAUCAUGCCGGACCAGUGUUUGGUGAUUGAAGAUGCACCUGCCGGAGUGAAAGCUGCGAAGGCAGCAGGAUGCUUCACCGUGGCGGUUCCGGAGGCUUGGAUGGAGGGUGAUGUUGAGGGAGAGCAAGUGCUCGCAUCUGCAGAUUUACGCCUCAAGUCACUGGAGGACUUCCAGGAUUCAGAACUUUGGACGAGCUUGUUUGGACAUUCGCGCCCCCUCCUGGUUGCCUGUGGAAAUGCGACGGUGGACGUGAUUUGCACGUUUGAAACACAAAGACUUGCAAGUUUCGGGUUAUCAGCAGGAAUGGAAGCUGCUGGAAUGUCGGACUCCGUCAAACAAACUCUUGUCGACAUUGCAAAAGAUCAGCCCGGCGCCAAAGUGGUAGCUGGUGGAUCUGCAAUGAAUACCGUACGAGUUGCUGCUUGGAGUGCCGGUGAGCGCAUCCGCGCAUCCUUCAUUGGCGCUGUGGGAAGAGAUGAGCAUGGAAAGAUUCUGGAGCAGGCGUUGCAUGAUGUUGAUGUAGUACCACUGCUUCAAAAGGUCACGAGCCAAACAGGAAUUUGUGGCUGCUUGGUCGACAUCAUCACUAGGGAUCGCACACUUGCAGCGGUUCGGGGUGCCUCGGGGCACCUUGACCCAAGCUGGAUACAUCAGCCUGGCGUUAAAGCACUGAUUCAGGAGGCAUCUCUCCUUUACGUUACAUCGUUCGUUUUAACCACGCAGCCCCGGAUAGCUGCCAUAGAGGCGACCGUGGAACUUGCCAUGAUGUCUGGUGCUCGACUGGCAGUGAACCUGUCGUCAGCAGGGAUAGUGGAGAAGGUUCAGGGCAUGCUGCAGCAGUUGCUGCCCAAAGCUCACUUCGUAUUUGGCAAUUUGCAGGAGCUUCGAGCUUGGGCACAGCUACGUGGCUGGAAUGGAUCCGACAAAGAGAUGGCAGACAAGCUUGCCUGCAUGCUGAGACCUGGUGGAAUGGCUGUGGUGACCGCAGGUGCCAACCCAACGAUGAUUGCACGGAUUGCAAACGAAGAGAUCGUUGAUACAAAUGGAGCUGGCGAUGCGUUCGCUGGAGGUUUCCUGGCAGCUGUCAUCAACGAGCCGGCUUGGGGUGAGGAUGCCAUGGAAUUGUUGUUGCCAACCUGCGUGGAAGCCG
Symbiodinium pilosum is the source of this 1396-nucleotide messenger RNA. Lineage: Eukaryota; Dinophyceae; Suessiales; Symbiodiniaceae. The record is from the annotation of a GenBank genome assembly.